AUGUCUGACCUCUCUAGACGUUUGCAGAGCAAACGUCUUAAUUUCAUCAAACAAGCAUCUAGUUACUUGGAUUUUCUAUUAAAAAAACAAAAGGGUUUAAAAGUGCUUUUGUGUGAUGAACACACGUUUUCUAUCUUGAAUGUUGUCUACUCUCAGCAUCAGCUGCUCCAGAACAAUGUGGUUUUGGUAGAUAAGUUAUUCAACGAGGAGCGCUUCCCUAUGAAAUAUUUCUCCUGUAUCAUAUUUUGUCAGCCAUCAAAAUCUUCGCUCAAGUGUAUUUUUCAGGAGUUGGCAGAGGCAAACUUCAGCUCUUACUCAAUUUUCUUUUCUUACCUUUUAGACUCCUCUUUGUUGGAGUGCCUUGCUAUUGCAGAUCAGCUUAACCUGGUUACCCAUGUAGGGGAAAUAUAUUUGGACUCAAUCCCCAUCACGGAAUAUGUGUGCAUCUGCCAAUUGACACACAGUUUACUGAACCAUUCAUUAACUUCUUUAAUGAAUCCGCUAACUUAUGUUCACUGGAAUGCUAAUUCGUUUAGCCAGAUCACGAAAAGUAUCGUUAGCAUGAUGCUGCUUACCGAACGUCGCCCCGUCAUUCGUUAUCGUUCUGAUAGUAAAGUGGUCAAAAAAAUCGCGGAAGAAGUGGCCUCAUGUAUGAACACAAUGCACAGAACGUUUCCUGAUCAUAAGUCAAAAGAAUCUGUGCUUGUUAUUUUAGAUCGUAUGGACGACCCUUUAACACCACUUUUAAUGCCUUGGACUUAUGAGGCAAUGAUCCAUGAGCUCAUCGGGUUCCAGAACGGAAAUGAAAUUGUAAUUGAUUCCCUCGAAGCCAGCCCUGAGGAACGCCAUCACGUUCUUACGCCUCAGACUGAUUCCUUUUUUGAAAAGCACCGCUAUGGCGACUGGGGCCAGGUCUGUGGCGCGGUAAGCGAAAUGAUCAAUGCCUAUAAAGAGAUCAAUAACAUCAAGCAGACUAUUGUUUCUAUCGAAGAGAUCAAAAAUUUCAUGGCUCGCUUCCCCGAAUCCCGCCAGAAGUCUGUGCAGGUAUUCCGUCAUGCUGGUAUUACAAGUCAACUUGUGGCCGAAGUCAAAGGUCGCAACCUUACCCACCUGUCCGCGCUGGAGCAAGAUAUUAUUACCCGUAAUGACAUUACCGAACACAGUCGACUGAUGUUGGAGACAGUUCAGGAUCCGAAAACGGACCUUCACGAUGCCCUGCGAAUAACUAUGAUUUAUAAUCUUCGCUAUGAAAAAGCAUCCGGGAACAUUAUUUCCCGACUCAAACAGGAGCUAGAGAACAGACAGUGUGCAAAGAAAAAGAUAGACUUGAUUGAUCGCCUUAUCGAAUAUGCCGGUCAACAACGGCGUUCUCAUGAAAUCUUUAAACUUUCAACGGGACAUCUCCUUAAAUCUGUCCUCAAAUCAGUCAGACAACCCGAAAAAGAUGUUCAAAACGUUCUUACUCAGCACACACCACUCCUUAAGAAGCUCAUAAAUCGCUUGUACAACGGUACAUUAUCAGAAGAAAAAUAUCCUAUAAUGGAUGUACCGGGAUCGACCAUUCCUAUCUCUCAGAUGCCGUAUAUACGAACAAAAGAUAUUAUAAUAGCUUAUGCUGGUGGUAUCACUUUCACUGAGGCGAUGUUGUUAUGGCAAAUAAAUCAAGGCCUGGUAGAUAACAAUUCGGAGAGCCUGAUGAAUAUUAAAAUUUCUAUGUCUAGGCGACUUGUUGGUAAUGAGACUGUGGCUCCAUCGGAGCAGCCAUACACCGCAAAGAUUGAGGCACAGGUGGCGCUAAUUUCGACCGCCAUGAUAAAUUCUAAGAUGUUCAUUCACUCUUUGGAUCAAUAA
Molecule: messenger RNA, 1851 nt
Organism: Phytomonas sp. Hart1
Lineage: Eukaryota; Euglenozoa; Kinetoplastea; Trypanosomatida; Trypanosomatidae
Source: the annotation of a GenBank genome assembly